ACUUUUUUGCGCAUGCGCAGUCUGGUGUAACAGGGGCACGAUGGCCGCGGACAGUACCUUGCUGCUGUCUCUGGUGGAAGAAUAUGUUUCGGGGCUACAGGACAGCAAAGCCAAAGACACAGCAACAGGGAUAAGAGACGGACAGUUUACAAUACUGCAGCUGGUUGAAGCUCUGGGUGCGAGUUUAACCAGCUCUCAGCCUCACACACGAGCUAGAGGUGUCCAGCUUCUGUCUGAAGUUUUACAGGAGUGCUAUGGAGGUCUAACUGAGGCAGAAGUCGAAGUCCUCAUCGCCUUCUAUGAAAACCGUUUAAAGGACCAUUACGUCAUUACUCCGUCAGUUUUACAGGGGCUCAGAGCACUGACAAAAUGUACCGUGUUGCCUCCUGGUUCAGCAGUGUCGAUGCUGAGGUCUUUGUUCCAGGAUGUCCAUGUUCAGUCACUGAUGCUGUCAGAGAGAGCCUGCGUUUACAACAUGCUCAUCAACCUCAUGGAGAGCAGAGAAGCCGAAUUGAAGGGUUUGGGGGCAGACUUCGUCUUUGGAUUUGUCCAGUCAAUGGAUGGAGAGAGGGAUCCUCGAAACCUUCUUUUAGCCUUCCAGAUCGCCAAUAGCAUCAUCCAGCGAGGGUAUGAUCUAGGUAAAUUUGCGGAGGAGCUGUUUGAGGUGACGUCCUGCUAUUUCCCCAUCGACUUCACCCCUCCUCCCAAUGACCCCCAUGGCAUCACCAGGGAGGAGCUCAUCCAAACUCUGAGGGGUGUCCUCACUGGGACGCCAAAAUUUGCAGAGUUUCUGUUGCCUCUCAUUAUUGAGAAGCUUGACUCAGAUGUUCAGAGUGCAAAGCUGGACUCUCUACAGACUCUGGCUGCUUGUGUGCCACAAUAUGAACAUAAAGACUUGGCAGAAUUCCUAGAGGGGCUGUGGACGUCACUACGCAGAGAGGUGUUUCAGACGUCUAGUGAGAAGAUUGAGUCUGCCGGCCUCGCUGCUCUAACCGCAGUCACUUCCUGUCUGUCUCGCUCCAUCCUCAACUCUGACUCUGAAGACUCUCUCUGCACCUUCCUGGAACUCGUUCUCAAAGACUGCAAACAUCACCUGAGUGAGCCGGACCUCAAACUCGUUUGGCCAAGUGCAAAGCUUCUGCAGGCCGCCUGCAGCGCCUCCAACAGGGCGAGUCACAUCAUAACAGCUGCAGUCAUGCCCUCUCUGCUUGAGCAGUACAACAGCAGAACACAGUGUUCUCACAGGCGGACACUUUUGGAGGUUGUGCAGCGUUUUAUCCAGUCAGUAGGAAGCAGCCAGUCUGCUGAGAAAGAAGAGAGCGUGCUUGUAGCCUUCCGUCCGUCUCUGUGCAGCAUGGUGUUUUCCGCUCUGACAGAGAGCAACUCCAAUCUACAGAUAACAGCCACCUCAGUGCUCACCUCACUAGCACAACAGACAGGUCUGCUGUUGGACUCUGAUAUCGAGCUGGCUUUAGAUCAUGUGACAAGACUGCUUCUGAUGGAGGAGGAUGAAAGAGUCAGUCUUGCUGUAGUGGAGUGUGCAGGAGCCUUAGCAGGGCUGCACCCAGCAGCUUUUAUCACCAAACUGAUCCCAAGACUAAAGACGGAGAUGUUCUCUGAGCCCAUGGAUCAAGAAAAUAAUAGACCAGCUUCAGAGCAGAAGUCCCAUCAUGCUGUGCGUCAGAGGUGUUUGUCUGCUUUGGCUGCAGUUUCCACUCAACCCAGUGUUGUCCAGGAGAGCACACCUGUCCUCAUGGAGGUCCUCAGUUCAGCACACAAAGAUAGUAUAGGUUUCUCAGUAGAGGAGGUGGUUUUGGCGUGUCGCAGCCUUCAGAGAAUAGCAGAGCAGGCUCAGGACACUGAGGAGACAGGACGAUGCUUCCAUGACAUCAUCAUCCCGCGCCUGCUGUCUCUGUCACUCCAGGCAGCGCUGCAGGGUGAGGAGUCACCAGGUCGUGGUAGUCCUCUCCUUAAGGAGUCGGUCCUAUCUGCCAUGGUCCCUGUCAUCAGUACUGCUUGCUCCAGGCUACAGCCCAUGUUGGCGGAACGGACAGCAUCUAAGGCUGUAUCCCUCUUUUUGAACGGUGACGUUUCCUUUUUGCCCAACAACUCCUUCCCUUCAAAUAUCCAACUGCUCAAGAAGCAUGACGAAGACUCAUGGAGCCAGUCUCAGCUGGUCUGUCUGCUCAUAGGAUGUGUGUGCUCCUUACCUCGCAGUGUGGUGCUUCCUCAGAUGGAUGAGCUGCUGUCUCAGCUGGAGGAGAUGAGCUGCACCUGCAGCCACCAACUGUCAUACACCUCAGCGGCAAAGUGCUUCGCUGGUCUGAUUAAUAAGAGACCACAGGGAGAUGAUCUCAACAGCCUCAUUCAGAGAACGAUGAAGAGAGUUUGCAGUGAGCUGGACUCUGCAUCUUCAUCUGUACGCACCCAGGCCUUCACCCUCAUGAUCUGGAUUGCCAAGGCUCUGCUUCUCAGAUAUCACCCUCUGUCCACAGCGCUGACUGACAAGCUCUUCUCUCUGCUCGAUGACGCUGACCUGGGUCCUCUGGCAGCAGAAGGUUUCUCUCUGCUGAUGGGUGACUCUCCUGACAUUCUGAACCGCAGCUGCCACGCUGAUGUUCGCAUCAUGUACCGCCAACGCUUCUUCAGUGAGAAUUCGGCCAAGCUGGUGCAAGGCUUCAAUGCUGCACCACAAGAGAAGAAGCCCAACUACCUGAAGGCUCUGUCAAACAUUGUCAACAACCUGCCGAAGCAGGUUCAAGUCACUGAACUCCCAGCUCUCCUGUCCCUGCUGUUGGAGGCCUUGUCGUGUCCUGAUCAGGGCGUCCAGCUGUCCACUCUGUCCUGUCUGGAGCCCGUUCUCGUCGAUCCUCCACCCGCUCUCAUCCAGCAGCUCGAGGCAUUAGUCAACAGGCUGCUGGCCCUCAACUCUAGUCCUGCCAUGAGCGUAAGGAUCGCUUCAUUACGAUGCAUCAAUGCAGUUUCCCGCUUCCCUGAACAUGAGGUCUUGCCAUUUCGUGCUAGAGUGCUGCGAGCUCUUGCCCGGCCUCUGGAUGAUAAGAAGAGGCUGGUGAGGACGGAGGCCGUACAGGCAAGAGGAGAGUGGUUCUUGUUGGGAAGUCCUGGAGGAAGGUGAUUCUGGGGCUUCUAAUGAUCCUCAUCCAGGGAGCCCAGCUUUGGAAGAGUCAGACUCAAGGACCAGAAACAAAGGAUCAAUGCUGUGCAAUCUACACAACAGCUCUCUUCCCUCUCUCCUCUUCCGUGGAUCUUUCUUCGUCCAUCUAUCUGCUCUCAUCUUCAACUUCUCACUGAGUUGCUUUCUUUUUAACUGUUCAUGAACGCACAAAUGAGAGUAUAUGGACUUACUACAGAGUCAAAAGAAUGAACCAUUAAGUUUGUUUCCUUUAACAUGCCUUAUUUAUACUGGGAUCUCUUUUGCUACAUACUGGAGAAACAUGACAUGAGGUUGCAUUUGGGUGUUUUGCUUGUUCAUAUUGAAAAUGUGCAUCAUGCAUUUUAAAUCACAAACCAAUGCCAGAGAAAGUUUCAUCUUGGUCUGUCAUAGCCAGAAAAGCAUCUAAAUAAACCCCAGAAAAUGAA
This is a messenger RNA of Cheilinus undulatus (humphead wrasse), 3600 nucleotides long. It is a transcript of the gene mms19, whose product is annotated as MMS19 homolog, cytosolic iron-sulfur assembly component. The record is from RefSeq and is a predicted model, not a curated record. Bases 41 to 3136 code for a protein of 1031 amino acids. Lineage: Eukaryota; Metazoa; Chordata; Actinopteri; Labriformes; Labridae. Gene Ontology annotation, biological process: iron-sulfur cluster assembly. Gene Ontology annotation, cellular component: cytosolic [4Fe-4S] assembly targeting complex; MMXD complex. The transcript is spliced from 31 exons.